AUGUCCGUGUUCCACCCCUUCGUUCGACUGCCGGCAGAACUCCGAUUGCAAAUCUGGCAAGCGGCAUGUUUCCGACCCAGCCCCUCGGAUCGCCGCAUUCAGUAUGUCACCGCCCAAGAUGAAGAGACAGUAGUCCCCUUGCCCUGCAAUUGGCAUCAAUCUCGACAGGGAAUCUCUCGACAGGGAAUAUCUUCAGGAGACAAAAAUAGGUCUGCCUAUUUAAUUGAUGGCGGCCUCUGGAAAGCAUGCAAAGAAUCGAGAGACGUUAUCGCCCAAUACUCACACUUUCACGAUUGGGUCAGAAUUCUGAAGCAAGCCUGCGUCAAUUAUGACAACUUCGAAUAUUACCCUGCAGACUGGGCUGGGGGAGAAAAGUCUUCUCGCCCUGCAAUCAUUAAGACAUGCGAAGGCGAAGAAGAGUGUUGUAUGCUUGUCUACCCUGCCAUAGACAUCUUUUGCAUCCAGGUGGACGAACAGUACACUCGGGAACGAUCGCAGUCUGGCCCGGAAUUAGAAAUGUCGCUCAUUCGUGACAAUAAGCAGAUUGAGGAUAUAUUCAUGGCAGAGGUUACACUCCAGAAUAUUGCGCUCGAGUUUGAUGGCAGCUGGCUUGUGGAUAUCCCAGCAUCUAUUUCGUCCCCGACGGAUACAAAUCCUACGCGAGAGUACUUCCGUUAUCUACUUCUCAAACAUUGCGAAUAUCGGCAUGGUAUUGAUGCACUAUGGAUCAUCGACAAAGAAACCAAGUGGUUUGACAAGGAUUUUAGACACCAUGAUACGGUUUAUUGGGACUGCGACACGGAGUAUGUCGAGGUCGACUGGCACCACGUCGUUACCUAUUGUAACGGUGGACGAUGGUGUAGUGCUUCGGGAUUCAUGUGGCGGAUCAAAGAUUGGCUGGAGGAUUUUAGUGACGUAUAUGAUUCGGAUGAACCGCGCCCUAAAGACAUGUUUAGGCUCCUUGUCCGUCGAGACAACGAGAUGCAGGAUCCCAGAAUAGGCGGGGAGUGGGAAUUCUGGCAUGAUCACCGUUACGGCUGGGGCCUUUAUGUGGAGGCGGAUGAGAAGUCGGAUGAGGAGUUGGACGAGGAAGAAGAUACUAAUGCGAGCUCUCAUGAGUCGACGCUUGAGGAUAAUUGA
Messenger RNA from Fusarium poae, 1140 nucleotides. RefSeq lists its product as uncharacterized. The transcript has a single exon. Bases 1 to 1140 code for a protein of 379 amino acids. Lineage: Eukaryota; Fungi; Ascomycota; Sordariomycetes; Hypocreales; Nectriaceae. The record is from RefSeq and is a predicted model, not a curated record.